This is a messenger RNA of Anolis carolinensis (green anole), 2671 nucleotides long. Its product is annotated as zinc finger protein 501. The record is from RefSeq and is a predicted model, not a curated record. The transcript has 2 exons. Gene Ontology annotation, biological process: regulation of transcription by RNA polymerase II. Gene Ontology annotation, molecular function: DNA-binding transcription factor activity, RNA polymerase II-specific; RNA polymerase II cis-regulatory region sequence-specific DNA binding. Gene Ontology annotation, cellular component: nucleus. Lineage: Eukaryota; Metazoa; Chordata; Lepidosauria; Squamata; Anolidae. The coding region runs from base 388 to 1947 and encodes 519 amino acids.
GACGUCACUUCCGGAGGCGGGGCGAGGAAGAUCUUUCUGGGACAGGAAGAGGAAAGCCUGAGGCGAGAAGAAGAAGAGGAGGAGGGAGGUGCAUCCUGGACAAUUCUUGUAAAUAAAAUCUUGUGACAGCUUUGCCGUAGCAAUUCUCUAACUCUGAAAUGGCAUGAAGGUAUACAGCUACGACAACAAAGAAGAAAUAAGUAGGAAAAAAAUCCAUACAUCUAUGACAUAAACAGGGAAAAGCAAAGCUAUGACAUAAAAAGAGAAGUUUGGAAAAGGAACCAGAGAUCCUACAGAGAAAUGUGUGAUUGAGAAGAAUUCCUUUUCUUUUGAAAGAGUUUGUUUUGUGAACUUCUGACAUAGCAUGUGAAUCAUAAUUUACAAACCAUGGAAAAUCCUCUACAUCCCUAUUCCAGUGCCCAGAAAGUGGAGGAGGUUUAUAAGCUUAUAGCAUGUGGCAAAUGCUUAAGAUGGAGAAGUGUUCUUGAUGUACAUCAGAUAACAUACACAGGUGGAAAGCUGUACAUAUGCAUAGAAUGUGAAGAGACUCUCAGUCCAAGUGAGACAUUGCAAUCUCAUCAACAGCCCCACACCGAGGAGAAGCGAUAUAACUGCAUAGAAUGUGGAAAGAGCUCUCUGAGUGGACAACUGCAUUCCCAUCAAAUAGGAGAGAAGCCUUAUAAAUGUAUAGAGUGUAGAAUGAGCUUCAGUCAGAGAGGCAAUCUGCUUGAUGUACAUCAGAUAACACACACAGGUAGAAAGCCGUAUACAUGUAUAGAAUGGGGAGAGAGCUUUGGACGAAGUGACCAUCUGUGUUCUCAUCAAAGGGCCUACACAGGGGAGAAGCCGUAUAAAUGUAUGGAGUGUGAAAUGAGCUUCAGUCAGAGUGGCAGUCUGCUUGAUGUACAUCAGAUAACACACACAGGUGGAAAGCCGUAUACAUACAUAGAAUGUGGAGAGAGCUUCAGUCCGAGUGAGACAUUGCAAUCUCAUCAACAGCCCCAUACAGGGGAGAAGCCAUAUAACUGUAAAGAAUGUGGAAAGCACUUCUCUCUGAGUGGACAACUGCGUUCCCAUCAAAGAACACACACAGGAGAGAAGCCUUAUAAAUGCAUAGAAUGUGGAGAGAGCUUUAGACGAAGUGACCAUCUGCGUUCCCAUCAGAGGAUCCACACAGGGGAAAAGCCAUAUAAAUGUAUGGAGUGUGGAAUGAGCUUCAGUCGGAGUGGCAAUCUGCAAUCCCAUCAAAUGACUCACACUGGGGAGAAGCCAUAUAAAUGCAUGAAAUGUGGAAAGAGCUUCAGCCAGAAUAGCAAACUGCGUUCCCAUCAAAGAAUCCACACAGGGGAGAAACCAUAUCAAUGCAUGGAAUGUGGAAAGAGUUUCUCUUUCAAUGGAAAUCUGCUAUCCCAUCAAAGGACACACACCGGGGAGAAGCCAUUUAAGUGCAUUGAAUGUGGAGAGAGCUUCAGUCAGAGUGGCAAAUUGCGUUCCCAUCAAAGGACACACACAGGGGAGAGGCCAUUUAAGUGCAUGGAAUGUGGAGAGACCUUUCAUCGGAGUGACUGUCUGCGUUCCCAUGAAAGGACCCAUACAGGGGAGAGGCCGUUUGAAUGCCUGGAAUGUGGAAAGAGCUUCAGAUACAGUGGACAGGUGCGUCGCCAUCAAAGGACCCACACAGGAGAGAAGCCAUAUCCAUGUAAAGAAUGUGGAAAGAACUUCUCUCAGAGUGGAGAUCUGCUUUGCCAUCUAAGAACCCACACAGGAGAGAAGCCAUAUAAAUGUACAGAAUGUGGAAAGAGCUUCUCUCAGAGUGGAAGUCUGCGUUCCCAUCAAAGGAUCCACGCUGUGGAGAAGUCAUAUUUAUGGCUGGAAUAUGGAAAGAGCUUGUCUUUCAAUGGAAGUCUGCAGUCCCAUCAAAGAACCUACACAGGGGAGAAGCAAUGAAAAUGUUUAUGAUUAAUGAUUCUUUCAUUUAAAAGGGGAGGUGCAAUUAUUACACAAGGAAAAAAAUCAGUUUUUUUUAAAUGCCUACCUUUGAAAGGGGAAAAGGAGGAGGGAUGAUCCAUCCUCAAACAAACAGUGUUGUUUGUUUUUUAAAAAAUGUCGAACCAUUUGGGGCUCAUUUUCCCUUCCUUCUUUCUUAAAUGGCAAGGCAGUUGACAACCUAUAAAAUGGAGUGCUCUGGAGUUGUAGUCUUCCUUCUUCCUUUUGUUUUCUGAGGCAAAGUAAUUUAGAAGAUCUGUAAUGGCAAUUUUGGAGAAAGGAGGGAAAAAAGAGGACCCUGAGUUCCAGAGACUUUCAUUUCAGGUUUUUAAAACUGCUUUGCCAAAGAGAAAGGAGUCCUCUUCUUUAAGUGGGGGGGAAGGUGCUUGCUGCGGGGAGUGAAAGAGCACUUGAGAGUCAGAUCGGAGGUGCUUUGGAGAGAAAGUGUGGUGGAGAGACCCCUAUCUAAUUCUCCCACGUCUGAUGUAUACAAUCUCUCUGGGAAAUGGAAUGGAAGUUAGGUUAUCCAUCAUUCUUGAUAACCUGAAUAGAAUUCCUUAAAAGAUGUAUACGUAUGUAUGUCUCCUUUGUUGGAAGUUUUUAAAACAGGCUGAAUGUCCAUCUUUCAGGUUUCAGUCUCCUACAUUGGCAGGGGUGAACUUGAAGAUAUUUGAUUUCCCUUCCU